UGAUCUAUCGAAUUAUUUACAUUUAUAAUCCAGCGGUAGUGAAAUGUGAUGAGGCUUAGCGAUUUAGAGAUUUAGUGUUUCAGAAGUAAUAAUCAGGUGAGGCUAAAGGAUAUGGAUUUCAAUAUAAACUUGGAGAAGAUCUGCAGAGCAUGCCUGAUAGAGAAAUGCUCCAUGAAGCCUCUGUUUGGUGCCUGCCUGCCCAAUAUGCUUAUGACCAUUACAUCAGUACAGGUGAUGGAAGGAGAUGGUUUGCCAGCAUUGAUAUGCACACAGUGCCUGCAAAUGAUCAACAGGUUCUACAGCUUCAAGCAGUUGUGCGAGAAGUCUGAUGCUACAUUGCAUGAGUACCUGUCUCAGGUGUCCACAGAUAAUCUAAUGCAGGAUCCUAAAAACACCAAUAUAUUCACUAGCACUGAUGCCCUACAAUCAUCCCUUUUCAGUGAUAUAUUCAAUGAUGCCAGUCACUCGUUUGUUCAUAGCUUCACAGGUGGAGGACCUGAUUCUUUGGCUGAAACCAUGCAGAGUUUGCAGACCAUUGCUGAGCAGUGUUUGCCACCAACUUGGGAGCCUGAGGUACCUUUGAUCAAUCCCAGUAGGGAUUCCCAGGAUAUUAUUUGUGAUGAAUUCAGCUUGGAUGAAUUUUUUAAAUGUCAAUUCUGUAAUAAUACAUUUAAAGAUGAUUGGAGCUUAGGGGAACAUUUGAAGAUCCACACGCAUAACAUAAUGUACUUUUGUAACGUGUGUGGAAAGAACUUCACCAGUCCGAACGCUCUAUCGGAGCACACGUUGGAGCAUUCCAUCGAGCAACCUGCCAAACUGGAGAAACGGAAGAUGUUGAAUAAACCAUUUACCUGCAACAUCUGCGGCAAAAGUUACACGGAGAACAAAGGAUUGAAAGAGCACUUCAAGAUGCACACGCAGAACGACUGCAUGAAGCGAAAGUUCGAAUGCUCGAUCUGCGGCAAGAAGUAUACGCAGAAUAAGGUGUUGUUGAUCCACCUGAGGACGCACACUGGAGAACGUCCUCUGCAGUGCGAGAUCUGCCACAAGACCUUCUCGCUUCCCAGUUCUCUGCACAAGCACAGGCUAAUCCACAAGAACAUCAAGCAACACAAGUGCAACAUCUGCGGAAAGAGCUUCAGACACACAUCCAACUACAACGUACACUUGAAGCUGCACACGGGCGAAAGGCCACAUAUUUGCAGCAUCUGCGGAAAGGCCUUUGCAACUACGGCCAAUUUGGAUGUUCACGUUAGGAUUCACACUGGGUUAAGACCUUACAAAUGCACCAGAUGCGAUCAUUCCUUUACCACAAGCAGUCAACUGAAGAAGCAUAAUUUACGUCACACAGGAGAGUUACCAUACAAGUGCUGGCACUGUGGAAAGGCUUUCAGGCAUAAGGAUACAAGAGACACUCAUUUGAGAUACCACACUGGAGAUAGACCAUACAGUUGCACUCUAUGUCCAAAGAAGUACAUAGCAGCAAGUCAUCUGAGAGUACAUAUGAGAUCCCACAGGAACGAUAGGAAACACCAAUGCAAUAUGUGCGGAAAAUCAUUCCUCGAUCCGCAAACCCUUAAAUCUCACAUAAUGACUCACACAGGCAUAAAGCCAUAUAGUUGCUUGGCUUGCAACCAACAUUUUGUGCAAUCAGCAACGCUGAGUAACCAUCUAAAGAUUUGUCCCCACAACAAAAUAAACUUCUAAACAUAAGAAAUUAAAAUUUUAUUAAAACAUACAUAAAAAUAAGUAAAACACAUAAAAUAAAUAGGGACGUUUUACAAUGAAUCUACAGCA
Messenger RNA from Nicrophorus vespilloides, 1797 nucleotides. RefSeq names its product zinc finger protein OZF-like. Bases 112 to 1707 code for a protein of 531 amino acids. The transcript has 7 exons. The record is from RefSeq and is a predicted model, not a curated record. Gene Ontology annotation, cellular component: nucleus. NCBI's taxonomy places the organism in Eukaryota, Metazoa, Arthropoda, Insecta, Coleoptera, Silphidae. Gene Ontology annotation, molecular function: zinc ion binding.